AUGCUCGUUUUAGGUUCGGCCAUACCCCAUUUUCAUCUUCCCUCCCAAGUCGAGUGCCCAACGAUAGCACAACACGCCUCGACCCAUCCGCCCGGCCAUAGACUUGAUAGGCGUAUGAAAGUUGCCCAUCGGUAUCGCGAUUACCGUACAAUGCUUGCAAAGGCGUUUCAUGUGCGAUCAAAACAUCCAGGCUUGUGGAAAGGCGCAAUAGACGCCGAGAGUAGAUAUUCACUGCACAUGGAUCGUUAG
Peniophora sp. CBMAI 1063 is the source of this 249-nucleotide messenger RNA. NCBI's taxonomy places the organism in Eukaryota, Fungi, Basidiomycota, Agaricomycetes, Russulales, Peniophoraceae. The record is from the annotation of a GenBank genome assembly.